AUGGGCUUUCGGCUUGCCCCAGUGGACUCUGAUUUUCAAAAUAAGUUCCGCACAAACGUGCAAUUUUGAGAGCUGCUUCUUCCCACGGUAAAUCCUAAAACCCUAAAAUGGGAAAGAAGACCAACAAGAAUGAAUCAUCAUCUGACAUACUGCAAACCCUAGGAGACUUCACAAGCAAAGAAAACUGGGACAAGUUCUUCGCCAUUCGUGGAUGUGAUGACUCCUUCGAGUGGUACGCCGAGUGGCCUCCGCUACGCGACCCGCUCAUCUCCCUUCUCGGACCGCACUCUGUACAAAUUCUUGUCCCAGGUUGCGGAAAUUCACGCCUCUCAGAGCACUUAUACGACGCCGGAUUUCAUGGCAUUACUAAUAUUGAUUUCUCCAAAGUUGUCAUUUCCGACAUGUUGCGCCGCAAUGUCCGGGACCGACCAGAUAUGCGGUGGCGAGUCAUGGAUAUGACUAACAUGCAGUUCACAGAUGAGAGUUUUGAUGUUGUUCUUGAUAAAGGUGGAUUGGAUGCUUUAAUGGAGCCAGAGCUUGGCCCCAAGCUUGGGAAUGAAUAUUUAUCAGAGGUGAAAAGACUUCUUAAAACUGGAGGGAAGUUUAUUUGUCUUACUUUGGCAGAGUCUCAUGUUCUAGGUUUGUUUUUCUCUAAGUUUCGGUUUGGGUGGAAAAUAUGUUUUCAUGCCAUACCUCAGAAAUCAUCUAGUAGACCUAGUCUUCAAACCUUUAUGACAGUUGCAGAGAAAGAUGAUACUGCAGUGUUGCACCAGAUAACAUCAUCUUUCAAUUCUUCUCUUGAUUGUAACAAAAGUCAGGCAGUCGGUAUUCUCAAAGCCCUUGAAAGUGAGAACCAAAUUCGUUUGGAAUACUCCAAUGGAUCUGAUAUAUUGUACUCUCUUGAAGAUCUACAACUGGGAGCUAAAGGGGAUAUAAAGAAGCUUAGUCAAGGGCGUCGGUUUGAACUUACACUGGGUGGACAAGGGGACUCCCAUUUUAGUUAUAGAGCUGUACUUCUUGAUGCUCGAGAGGACUCUGGUCCAUUCAUAUAUAACUGUGGGGUGUUUAUUGUGCCAAAGACUCGGGCUCAUGAAUGGCUCUUCUCUUCAGAAGAAGGACAAUGGCUGGUAGUUGAAAGCUCAAAGGCUGCACGACUUAUUAUGGUCUUAUUGGACACCGGCCAUGCUAAUGCCAGCAUGGAUGAUAUCCAGAAGGACUUAUCUCCUCUAGUUAAACAGUUGGCACCUGGGAAUGACAAUGAAGCUCAAAUACCGUUUAUGAUGGCAAGUGAUGGGAUCAAGCAGCAGAAUAUUGUUCACCAGGUCUUAUCUUCAUUAACAGGACCAAUAAUUGUUGAAGAUGUUAUUUAUGAAAAUGUUGAUGCUGAUAUUAGUCGUUUAUGGCCAUCUGAAGCUUUGAAAUUUCGUCGCCUUGUCUUCCAAAGAAGUCAGGGUCUAGUGCAAUCUGAAGCUCUGCUGAUGAAGGAUGUAUCUUGUCAUAAGACUGUUGGUGAAACAGAGAGGAAGAAAGCUGUUUCAUCUUCCAAAUCCAAGCGAAGGGGAUCUCAACGGCGAAAUGAUGAUUCAGGCAACCAGCUGAAAGUCUAUCAUGGUUAUUUGGCUAGUUCUUAUCAUAUGGGGAUCAUCUCUGGAUUUAGUCUUAUUUCUUCAUAUUUGGAGAAGGUGGCAUCAUAUGCAAAAACUGCUAAAGCAGUCAUAAUUGGUCUUGGAGCUGGUGUACUUCCAAUGUUUCUUCGUGGAUGUAUGCCUUUUUUGGACACUGAGGUGGUGGAGUUAGAUGAUAUCGUAAUUAAUCUUGCAAGGGACUACUUUGCUUUUACUCAAGACAGACGUUUGAAGGUACAUGUUGCUGAUGGGAUUCAGUUUGUUAGAGAUAUUACAAACUCUGUAACAGCUGAUGAAGUGCCUGCUCUUCAUGGAAAUGUUAAUACUUCUGACAACACUAUACAUUCUAUCAAAGGAAUUUGCAGUGCAUCUAGUACAGAAGUUGGUGGUAGUAGCAGAAUUGAUGUUCUUAUUAUUGAUGUGGACUCUUCCAAUUCAAGCUCUGGAAUGACCUGCCCAGCUGCAGAUUUUGUGGAAGAGUCUUUUCUUCUUACUGCGAAAAAUGCUCUCUCUGAGCAAGGUCUCUUUAUUGUUAAUUUGGUAUCGAGAUCCCAAGCCAUUAAAGACAUGGUCAUCUCAAGGAUGAAAAAGGUAUUUAGUCAUCUGUUUUGUCUUCAACUCGAGGAAGACGUCAAUAUGGUUCUGUUUGGUCUUUGUUCGGAAUCUUGUAUCAAGGAUGAUUGCUUGACUGAAGCUGCUACUCAGCUAGAGAAACUGUUUAACUUUGAACGCCCAGAGAUUAGCCAAAGCAUUAUAGAGUCAGCAAAGAAGAUCAGAUGCUUAAAGUGAAUGAGAGCCGACCAUACGAUCAACAGUGAUGAUAGUUCCCAAGAUUGUAUGGUGAGCUAAGAUUAUCUAUCAGAGAUGCUUUCUUGUGGUGGGAAAAGCAGAUUGUGGGCAUGGUUGAUCUCCACAUGGUUUGUGCAGUGGAUCUUCAUGGCCAUGGGUGUUUCUGUUAUCCAGCCAUAUAAUGUAGAUUGUCAAAGAAAGCUGAUUGUUUGAAUUUUUUUGUGACCGGUCAAUAGUUUUUUUUUUUUUUUUUUUUGCUCCUUAUUCUAUUUGAGUGAUUUUGGCAUUUAAGAUACAGUAUAAAUAUCUAGUUUACUAGGAAAUAUAAAUUUGAUAAUAAAUCUUAAAUUUGACACUA
Mangifera indica (mango) is the source of this 2772-nucleotide messenger RNA. RefSeq names its product eEF1A lysine and N-terminal methyltransferase. NCBI's taxonomy places the organism in Eukaryota, Viridiplantae, Streptophyta, Magnoliopsida, Sapindales, Anacardiaceae. The record is from RefSeq and is a predicted model, not a curated record. Gene Ontology annotation, molecular function: S-adenosylmethionine-dependent methyltransferase activity. Bases 108 to 2414 code for a protein of 768 amino acids. The transcript has 16 exons.